AUGACUGUCAACACAACCAAAAUCGACGCCCCGUUUCAUGAAGCUGUAGGCGCUUUAAUGCACUUGAUGACAGCGACACUACCGGACAUUGCCUUUGCUGUGAGUUACGUUUCGUGCUUCGUGGAAAACCCCCAAGUCGAGCAUCGGAUGGCGGUCAAGCGCAUUUUGCGAUACUUUCAAGGGACUAAGCCGCACGGCAUCUGUUUCAAGUCUGAUGACAAGAUAGACUUCUGCGGCUACUCGGAUGCAGACUGGGCCGGCGACCAUGCAGACCGCAAGUCGACUUCGGGAUAUGCGUUCAUCCUGAUGGGUGCUCCGGUGAGCUGGGGAAGCAUAAAGCAGUAA
Peronospora matthiolae is the source of this 345-nucleotide messenger RNA. Lineage: Eukaryota; Oomycota; Peronosporomycetes; Peronosporales; Peronosporaceae. The record is from the annotation of a GenBank genome assembly.